AUGCCACCUCCGUUUCGCUAUGUCAUCACCGAUAUGGACGGCACAUUGCUGUCGCCGGACCAUGUGGUGAGCGACUACACCCGUGACACGCUCAAGACGCUCGUGCAUCAAUACGGCGUAAUACCCAUUUUGGCGACGGGUCGUAUCUAUGCUGAUGUGAGCAUCGUGGGUGAAAAACUCAAGAAGUACAUUUGGGGCGAUGACACGGCAGUACCCGGCGCCCAGGAGCCUGCUAGCCCAUCGAGAGCUCCAGAGCUCUACCUGGUAACCUCCAACGGCGCUGUGGUGCACAACGGUGUAACACACGAAGUCGUCUUUCAGACCUCCAUCGAUCCUGCACUGGCGGAGAAGCUGCUCCAGAUUCUGCCGAGCGACGAGACAGUUGUGAACACAAACGCCUACCAGAAUGAUGACUGGGUGUGCCGCAUCAACUGGCCGGAAAUGCUGACUCUUUACAAGGAGAGUGGAUUUCGCUUCAUUCAUGUACCCAAUCCGCUGCCGUCGUCGAUGUACUCAUCAGCCUCGGUUGUGGCAUCGUCCGCUGCGACAGCGCGCGGUAUUGCGAUUGGCAACUACACAGGUAUUUCCAAGAUCUUCUUCAUUACCGACGACGCCGCUCGUCUGCAGGCACUUACAGACGAGGUGCGCGUCAUCGCCAAAGCCCACGGUGGUGCACCGGUGUCGCUAACCUUCUCGAUGUCGGACUGCCUGGACAUCAUGGCGAGUGGCGUGACGAAAGGCGAGGCGCUGAAGAAGCUCUUUGCCAUCAUCCUGCCGCCGAAGGAUGGAGUUGAUGUUGUCGCCGACGCCCUCGCGCACUCUAUUGCGUUUGGCGACGGACUCAACGAUGCAGAAAUGCUCGCAGCCGCCGGUAAGGGGUGUGUCAUGGGAAAUGCAAACCCAAAGCUCAUUGCGCAGCACCCGGAGCUGGAGGUGAUUCUUCCAAACGCCGAAGAUGGCGUCGCAAAGAAGCUACGAAGCGUGUUUAAUCUUCCGCUCUAA
This is a messenger RNA of Leishmania braziliensis MHOM/BR/75/M2904, 1002 nucleotides long. RefSeq names its product haloacid dehalogenase-like hydrolase-like protein. The transcript has a single exon. Lineage: Eukaryota; Euglenozoa; Kinetoplastea; Trypanosomatida; Trypanosomatidae. Bases 1 to 1002 code for a protein of 333 amino acids. The record is from RefSeq and is a predicted model, not a curated record.